This is a messenger RNA of Prosopis cineraria, 1018 nucleotides long. RefSeq names its product heavy metal-associated isoprenylated plant protein 28. The record is from RefSeq and is a predicted model, not a curated record. Gene Ontology annotation, molecular function: metal ion binding. The transcript has 2 exons. NCBI's taxonomy places the organism in Eukaryota, Viridiplantae, Streptophyta, Magnoliopsida, Fabales, Fabaceae. The coding region runs from base 436 to 849 and encodes 137 amino acids.
GUACCUCCUUUUGGUUAACCAACAGAGACUUGCUGACACAGCUUCCACUCAUCCAUGUCACCACCCGUAUCCCAUUGUGGAAAAAAAUGAAUAGAUGACUCACGCAUUGAGAUUCCUUAAUCAAAGGCAGCUUCUUUAAUUUUUGAAGUGUGAUUAUCCCCUUUAAUCUACCUAUAGUUGCUAUGGACGGGAAAGCAUGAAGCAUACGAUGAACAAAAAUGUAAAGGAAAUGAAAGGAAAAGAGACUGCUGAUGAGUAAGGUUUCUUUUUGCAAUAAUCUAAUGGAUUAUGAACUUGACAUGAUCCAUGUCUAAUGUCUUGACUCGUCAACAAUGAGAUUGGUAUAUAAGGUCCGCACUUCAUCCAUAAGAACCAACUGAAAACGUUGAUUUGUUGGUAUAUCAAUUGUAUGGUAAGAGUUAGAUAACCGUAAGAAUGGCGAACUUGCAAAUUGUGCCAGCUUACAGGAAUGAUGUGGAGGUACAGUACGUUGACAUGAUGGUUCCUCUCUAUUCUUAUGGAUGCGAGAAGAAAGUAAAGAAGGCCUUAUCCGGUCUCAAAGGUAUAUACUCGGUAAACGUGGAUUACAGUCAACAGAAGGUGACUGUAUGGGGGAUUUGCAACAAAUAUGAUGUGCUAGCAACUGUGAGAAGCAAGAGAAGAGAAGCUCGUUUUUGGAACCCAGAAGACAAUGCCGUGUCAGAGGUCUCACUGUCACCAUCAUCCUCUCCACCUCCACCACCAACACUUCCUCACAGGGACUUCAGGUCAUCUUUAGCUUUAAAUAAAGUUAGGUCUCUGAGUUUGAAAGCCUGGAAGAAGGUCUUCACUAGAUCAUAUUCUUUCUAGAGAAAAAAAUGUUCAAUGGGAGCGAAGGAUCAGUUCCUUGUGUUAGAAUGAGUGUAAAUCUGGGAAUAAGUGUGUUCCUUCUUCCCCUUGUAUAUAAUUGAUGUUUAAGCAUUUGAGCUAGCUUGUCCUGGCUUUUUCCCCUUAUAAUUUACUGCAACUUUGGUGGUUC